GCCAAUCGACCUCCAAGCUCACUUUGUGCACACUAGCGCCAGCCGGAACGACAGGGAGUGAAGUGAACACACUGUGCUGCGUAGUGUGUACUACGCACAGUAAUCAGUACUUCUGUUCAGAACUCCGCGCUCCGCGCUAGCAGUUCGCUGCAAGUCCAGUAGCCGUUCUAUUUCAAAGGGCCUUAGUCGCUGCAGCUCAGUGUGUCGUCAAAGCAGUGGCGUCAUGGCGUAGUACCCUGUCGUAAUUCCCCACUGCUUCAGAACCGUAUUUCUUGCACGCCAUUGUCCACCGGAGAACAGAGAUACUACUUAGAGCAAGCGGUAGCAUUGCGUUUUUAAUUGCGAUGACCAGGAUCUACUUCUGUGUGUAGUUUGAAUGUUCUAAUUGCUCAUCGCUGGAGAUAUACGUGGCGUCGUAGGCAACUUCGCAAAGUCAAACAGCAGCAGCAGCAGGAGUGUAGCCUAUAAAGACUCGAGCGCAGGUGCUGGAUCCUUGAAGACCAUGGAAAAUAGCACAAGAAAGCUGCUGGCUUCGCAGUGCCAGAAUGCUGAUGAUGGCGACAAGACCGUGGCAGGACCAAACCCGGACGAUGACCAGGCUGACGCGAAAACCAAGCCUGAAACACCAACCGUUGGCGUGGAGAAAUCUGCGUCGUCUGCUUCUCUUGUUGCGGAGAAUAAGUCAAGCGAAGGAAAGAGCAGUUCUCUUCAAAAGAACAAAAAACGCAACAGCAAGAUCAAUGUGAAUGGCUUCUCUGAUGAACCAUCGUCACACCAUCCCAAUGGUGAUGAACCAUCUCCACUCCAUCCCAGUGAUGCCAGUGAUUCGAUUUCGAGCACCACCAGCACUGUCCUUUCUGCCAAAAAGAGAAAACGCCAAUGCAGCAAUAGGACGACUCCUAAGCGAAACCAGAAAAGGAGUAAAAAGGCGACGCAAGCGUGUGAAUCAACACAGGUCCUUGACCUGCCUGGUCCUUCAUUGGGUUCUUCGUUUAGCAGUGGCAUUCCUUCUACUCCUGCUGCUGCUACCGUGGCAUCACCAUCAACGUCAUCACCGUCAUCACCGUCAUCAGUAUCAGCGUAUGACAGGUUAUUGGAUGAUGUGGAGUCACGGUCUAUGAGCAGUUUAUCAGAAAGGCACAAGGCGCAGGAGCACAAGGCUAACAAGAGUAGAUCUUCAUCCUUGAAAAGUAAUACAGCACAAUUCUCUGACCAACACCAGCAGCAGACUCCGCGAACCGCCAUUUCGUCGGCUCUGUUUGGAGGAAGGCGAAGGAGGCAACCGGAGUCAUCAUCGAACCUUGACGAUCUCCCAUCGCCACCUUAUCAGGUUCGUAGUAGUAGUAGUAGUAGUAGUAGUAGUAGUGUCACGUCUGCAAUUACUGAGCCCAAAAUCUACAGCCCAAUGGUGCUGGUUGCAGAUUUAUCAGCAUUCAAAAGCAUGCCCAGUGCUGCCAAGACAACAGGCGUGCUUGUUCAUUCGACUCCAGCUAGUGAUCCUGCGCAAGUCAACUCUCAUAGUACUGCUGCCCAGGCUAGCUCCACCAGUGCCAAAACAACCUCCAUCGGUGCCCAAGCCACCACCACCAGCUCACAAGCAACCUCCACCAGUGGCCAAGCAACCUCCACCAGUACCCAAGCUAGCUCCACCAUUGCCCAAGCUAGCUCCACCAGUGCCCAAGCUAGCUCCGCCAGUGCCCGAGCUAGCUCCACCGGUGCCCAAGCUACUUCCCCCAGUGCCCAAGCCGCACAGACAAUGGGGCUACUGGUGACUUCUGAAAGAAUUAGUGUAGUAAACGUGGACUCUUCUCUGUUGGCUAUUGAUGAAAUGACGAAUGGCCAGCCAUUGUCAACGUUACCCACAUUAGUUGCAGCAGCGACCUCAGUUGGAAUGUCUCAGCCACACUACCGUAACACCAGCCACAGCCAGCACAAUGAGAUACCUGGUCAUGAUACCAUUGUCUGCCCUAAGCCCAUUGUAGCUUCAAUGUACUUCCUGCAGAAUACAUUGCAACUGCAAGCUGAAGGCGUAGACAGCAACAACAACGGCGGUCGUCAAUACCGAUGUGCAAAGUGUAACCAGUUCUUUGAUGACCCUGUUGCACACCAGAGACACCCUUGCCAUGGAAAGCAAAAGCAGCUCUCCUGCGAAAUUUGCGGGAAGAAGUUCACAAAGCGUGGGAACCUGGCAUCCCAUGAACUUCUUCAUGCAGCGCAAAACAACAAGGUAUUGUAUGCCGCCCGGCAAGAGGCAGUAACUACGGCCAAGCCCUACAAGUGUGAUAGCUGUAAUCGGUCUUUUACUCAUCAGAAUACACUAACCAAGCAUAAGAGAGUGCAUACCGGUGAACGGCCGUUUUCAUGCGCAUCGUGUAGCAAGACUUUCCGGCAAAGAUCUACUUUGAAGGAGCACAUGCGUGUACACACCGGCGAGCGGCCGUACAAGUGUGAUGUGUGUGGCAAAGCCUUCAGCCAGUCUAGUAUGCUGACUACACAUAGGCGUAUUCACACCGGUGAAAAACCAAUGACCUGCGAGACGUGCGGACGAGGAUUCAGUGACCAUUCGCAUUUCAGCAAGCAUCGACGCAGCCACACGGGAGAGAGGCCCAAUCAGUGUCCGGUGUGUGACAAGAGUUUUGUAGCCAGCUGCGAAUUGACCAGGCACAUGCUGACUCACAAUGGCGAAAAGCCGUACGCAUGUGAUCUUUGCGGACAAACGUUCAGGGACCCCAGCCAUUGCAGACGGCACCGGCGCAGAAAUCACCCAGAUGUGGAAGCACCAUCAAGAACGGAUAAGGCGGAGAAAAUGACAUCGUCAAACGAUGAUGGCAUCUCUAACGAUGAAGAUGAUGUUGAGUAUGACGGCCAGGAUGAGGAUGAUGAUGAUGAUGCCGGUCAUCCUGAGGACGACGAUGCUGGUCAUGCUGUGCCUACUGAAGAUGCUGAGGAUGGCGAGGAAAUAGAACAAGCCAAGCAUGACGUCUCCUCUCCCUGUCCAAGUGGCCAAGAUGAACAAUGCUGAGAGCAUGGCUUCUCUGCUCCUCGAAGUGAGUAGCGAGAUGGAGAAUACCGUGACAAAGCAUGGUCCAUCCACGGAGAAUAACAUUGGCAAAGGGACAACACUGAACUGAUAUUAUUGCCAUGCGUAGUGAUGAAGAUAGACAUGACCUGUAGGAAUAGCACACUAUAUGACUGGUCACAAAGUCACGGAGGAACACGCACACACACCCACACACACACACACACACACACACACACACACACACACACACACACACGCACACACGCACACCAAACACAUACACACACCAAACACCCAUCCAUUUAGACCUAUGAUUACCAGACUAACACCGACCACCUGAACAAAUCAUCAGACUCUAGACUAUCCGCUGCUGCUACUGCUACUCUUGCUGGUGGCUAAGAUAAUCUGCAAACAGAAGAUGACUUUCUAGGAUCCAACUUGUCUUUUUGUUUGUAGUCAGUAGAUAUUGCGGUGCAAGGCUGUAGAAUCAAUCUUUUUGUUUGUAGUCACUAGGUGUUGCGGUGCAAGGGUGUAGAAUCAAUAUCGUGGUCGCCAGAUCACCCACUAUGGCACUACUUUCGCACUGCACAAUUUUAGGCUGGAUAGAACACAGUAGCGCCGCCGAGAUAGCUUGUAACAGUUAGCUGUGCUUAUAGUGCACACCGUGCUCAGCCACGGUAUUCAGUGUACAUUCUUACUCUAGGUAUUUACUUCAGAUAGGUUAUCCCAGAGUCUGGUGGGAAAAGAAUAGCUUGAUAGGAUCUUUCUUUAUAGCCGCAGAUUGUUCACCAUGUUGCGGAAUGUGCUGAUGCACAGUUUGACCCACCAGUCACGAUCUUGGUUGUACUUCAAAGUAUAAGUGUUGGAAAACUGCCGAUAAAUUGCUUAUACCUUUUGUAGAAAGGAAAAGGACAUAUGGAAACCAAUUUUUCAAUUCUGCUUUUAUUAUUGGCUCAAUACCCGAGUUUCAAAUUGUAUACCUUUAGUCCUUUUCUUUUUUUUAAUCCUUCACUCUCCAUCUGAGUUGAAAAAGUUAGCAUUGCUUGUGCAGCAAGGAGCCCCUUGCAUCUCCGUAACAUUGUCUAACUAGUUAGCGUAGGGCUCCCUGCUAGGCGUCAGGUGCAAGACAAAUUCCCAAGUCCAUGAGUGCGGCAGGGAAUCAUUAUGCCUGUAUCAGGUCAUGCUUGGAGCUCAACAGAGGCUGCGCAUACACCACAUUCAUCAGAGGCUGCACAUACACCACAUUCAUUUUCUCUAUGUUGAGACUCCGGCGCAGCCCACAGCAUUUUGCUGCAAUAAUGAUUGUUUCCUUCAUUUCACUCUCAGCGUGUUUUUCACAUUCCGAAUAUUUUGCAGUCCA
Molecule: messenger RNA, 4382 nt
Organism: Sycon ciliatum
Lineage: Eukaryota; Metazoa; Porifera; Calcarea; Leucosolenida; Sycettidae
Product: fez family zinc finger protein erm-like
Exons: 3
Coding region: 503-3022 (839 amino acids)
Source: RefSeq, a predicted model, not a curated record